Mustela erminea (ermine) is the source of this 2567-nucleotide messenger RNA. It is a transcript of the gene C14H10orf95, whose product is annotated as chromosome 14 C10orf95 homolog. Lineage: Eukaryota; Metazoa; Chordata; Mammalia; Carnivora; Mustelidae. The coding region runs from base 427 to 1086 and encodes 219 amino acids. The record is from RefSeq and is a predicted model, not a curated record. The transcript has 2 exons.
GAGGGUAACAGAGCCACUGAACAGUGGUGAAGUGGAGCCUGCUCUGGACUUCUCUGGCUCCCCCAAAGGCUGGGGACCAGCAUUUGGGACCAGCUACCCCUGGGCUGAAGGAAACGAGUGAGGAACCACCUGGGAAGAACACUUCAGGACUGAAGGCUUGAAAAGGCCUUGGGUCCUACGGCCUACUGAGAGCCUGGGUUUCGUCCCAGCCCUGGGACAAGAGGUGAGGUGGAAGCUGAAUGCCUUAGGAAGAGUUCCCCUCAAACCAUCAGGUGCUGCACAUGGGCUCCUGCUGUGAACCAGAGCCCUGGGUUACUAAGCCCCAGGGAUGGGUGGUGGAGACAAAACAAAGAGUAUCCAUACACACUCCCACCCUAGGUAUGGACCAGGCUGCAGUAAAAAUGCCCGCCGCUUGAGCUUCAGACCAUGUAUUCGUACAGCUGCCUGGCUUCCAAGGAGGGCGUCUGGCCUCCGCUGCAGCCCCUCACCUACACCUACCUGCCCAGCCCUCUGCUGCUGCCCCCCAUCCACGCCCAUAGCUUCUACAGCUGGCCCCCAAGCCUGAGCGCAGGCGAGUGGCCGGCUCCGCGGGAAUACCACUGCUUCCACGGCCCACGCGCGCCCCUGGCGGCCGCGCUGCCCUCGUGGGCCUUCCAGCAGGCCUACGCCGCGGCCCUGCUCCCGCCUUUCCCGGCGCCCGGCUACCUGGGGCCAUCUCUACAAGGGCCCGCGGGGGAGGAGACGGCGGCUGCCCCGCGCUGGGCGCAGUGGCCCGAAGGCGGCAGCCUGCAGGCCGAACUGCGUUGGGGCCGCGUGGAGCGCGCGCUGGGCCCGCGCCUAGAAUUGCCGGACGUGGUGCGCCGGGAACUCCGGCGCGUGUACGGCACGUACCCGCGCACCGACGUGCGCGUCACCUACCGCGGCGGCGAGUUCCUGCUUCAGGCCACGCCGCGCGUCCCCGAGCCCGAGUACCGUGUGCAGAGGCGCGUGCUGCGGCCGCCCGCCAGCAGCGGUAGCGCCGACAGCAGCCCCGCCGCGGAAGUGGCAGAACGUGGACGCGGGAGGAAGAGGAAAGGCCGGAGCUGAGGACGCCGCGGGGCCCGGCGGCCGGCCCGAUGAGGAAACUGAGACCUAUACAGGUAAACAGCUUACCCAAGUUCACACAAUGGAGAAUGCACCUGGGAAAUCUAGCUGUACCUUAACUUCUAGGCCAAACUGCCUCUUCUAUAUUAGACACACUCAGCAAAAUGCAAGGAACAUUUACUAAACAGCUAUGUGCACUUGACUAGACACUAUGGGGUUCAUGAAUGAGCCCUUCUAGAGAGAAAUAUGGAGGAUUUGCAGGAGAUCAUCUGCUCUGCUGGGAAGUUGAUGGAGGCUUCCUCGAAGAGGCAUCUGAAAGAGACUUUGAAGGAUGUAUAGGAUCCCAACAGAUAGUGAUGGGAAGGAGGUGUCCCAGGAAGAACUGAGGAGGUUUCAGCAUGAGUAAAGGUAUGGCAGCAGGACCAGGGAGCAAUGUGGUUCAUUAGAGGGCAGGUUAUAACCAGGGAGAAAGGAAUCUCAAGCUUGAAAGCAAAGUGGAGGCCAUACUGUGAAAGACUUUAAUUAUAAAGUAAGGAAUAGGGAGAAGCUUUUGAGGUCUUUAAACAGAAGUGUUGUCCAAGUUGAAGUUGUUAAAAGAUGUAGCCAGUGCCUGGAGGAGCCCCUGGCUGGGAUGCUUUGAGCCUGAGCCAGCAGCUUCCCCAUAACCUCUCUGUUGAUGGUACAGCACAGCCGGGCACCAGAACUGAGUCCCUAGGCCAUUUGCUCAAGCUCACAGCCUAUGGAAUUCAGUUCUCAGAGCCAGGUGGCCAACAUUCUCCCAGCCUUGAUUCUGCCCUCCUGUGCUCUCUUCUGUGAAUUCCUCCGAUUCCCACCAUGGAUAAGGAACCUGGGAUCUCAAGAUUCCUCCUAUCCCAGAGAGGGUCUGAGCUUAGAGCUGAAAAAUAGAGCCCAUACCCAGGGAAAGGGGCAAGAGUUCUCUGAGUUCCCACAGGAGGGAUGCAGGAUAUGAGGGGAGGGGGCUUAGGGCCAUGGCAGGGAUUCUAUGAGUACUGUGGAAUCAUUUCUUGCCCAGAUGUGCUCCUGGUGGGGCCAGAUGUUGAGAGGUACUCCAGGAGAAGUCGGGGUGAGGGAAGUGCCAGAAUAUCUGCAUGGAGAAAGGCAUCUCUCUGGAGACUGGGAGGCUUCCUGAACCAGAGGGAAACCCUAAAAUAUGAAUCCCCAAAAUAGGAGUCCCAAAGCUCCAGCUCCCUGAAAAUCUCCCCACCAAAAAUGAAGAUCUGAGCUACGUGGGAUAGGUAGGGGCGUGAAAGAGAAAUCUUUCCCUGAAACACGCUUUCAUUUCUGGAGAGUUAAACAGGGCAAUGGGGGCUAUUCCCCAUCCCCAGGCAGAGCCACAGCCUAUCCCUGGAGAGGAAAAGGCAAGCCUGCAAGCCCAGGAGCCACUCCACCCCCACCCUGCUUGGGUUGUGACCAAGGGCCCACACAUACCCAUGAAGCCUCCUUUCUUGCUCCUGGGGCUGGAU